Messenger RNA from Triticum aestivum (bread wheat), 1598 nucleotides. Its product is annotated as outer mitochondrial transmembrane helix translocase-like. The transcript has 10 exons. NCBI's taxonomy places the organism in Eukaryota, Viridiplantae, Streptophyta, Magnoliopsida, Poales, Poaceae. Bases 147 to 1292 code for a protein of 381 amino acids. Gene Ontology annotation, molecular function: ATP hydrolysis activity; ATP binding. Gene Ontology annotation, cellular component: mitochondrial outer membrane. The record is from RefSeq and is a predicted model, not a curated record.
UAUUGAAGAAUUACCCAUCAAGGAUCAAUUACUAACUCAUGAUGGUAAGUUGAUCCUUGUAUUCUCAGUCAUGGAUCACUUGUUUAUAUAUUUUUAAUAAUAAAUAUAGAUAAUGAAAACUUGUGAUUUUCUAAUUUAUUUCAGAGAUGGAUAAGGUUGUUGGUACUGCUGUUUGUUAUCACUUUUCGCAUAAUGAACCCAAUAUUCCUGGGGAUGCCAAUCUCAUACUAUCAACAGAAAGUCUCAGUUAUGGGCUUAGAGGUAUAAAGAGCAUGGAAAGUAGUUCUUCAAAGAAAGAACUAAAGGAUUUGGUAGAAAAUGAAUACGAGAGAGAGAUCCUGUCAGAUAUCAUUGAACCCGAUAAUAUUCAAGUAUCCUUUGACGAUAUUGGAGCCCUAGAGGAUGUAAAAAAGACGUUAAAGGAUUUGAUCAUUCUCCCUCUAAGAAGACCUGGAUUAUUCAGCAGAGAGCAGCUACUAAAGACCGCUAAGGGAUUAUUGUUCUUUGGACCUCCUGGCACUGGCAAGACAAUGCUUGCAAAAGCAGUAGCGACAGAAUCAGGUGCAAAAUUUAUCAACAUAGAAAUGUCAAGAAUUAUGUCAAAGUGGCUUGGGGAUGGAGAGAAGUAUGUGAAGGCCAUUUUCUCUUUGGCAAGUAAAGCAUCUCCGUGUGUAAUAUUCAUUGAUGAGGUUGAAAGUAUGCUUGGAACCAGAGAAAGUCGGGUAGAGCAUGAAAUUAAGCGCAGGAUGAAAAAUGAAUUUAUGGUACAUUGGGAUGGAUUGCGUACCAAGGAUAAAGAACGUGUAUUGGUUCUCGGAGCCACAAAUAGGCCCUUUGAUCUUGAUGAGGCAGUCAUUCGAAGGUUCUCUCACAGAUUAAUGGUGAACCUUCCUGAUGCGUCAAGUAGAGAGAGGAUUUUGGAACAGAUACUGUUCAAAGAAGAGCUGGCACCAGACGUGGAUCUAAAGCUACUCGCCAAUACGACUGAUGGAUUUUCAGGAAGCGGCUUGAAAGAACUUUGUAUGACUGCAGCACUCCGGCGCAUUCCUGAACUCUUGGAAAGAGAAAAGGAGGAAGCGUGUUUAGCGAAAGAUGAAGGUAGGCCUGAGCCUGCAUUGCUAGGAAAUGAUGCCAUCCCCCCUCUUAGCAUGAAGCAUUUGACAUCUGCCCGUGAUCAGGGAGGUGCUAGCUUCUCAUCUGAGUCAAACACAAUGAGUGCCCUUAUUCAGUGGAACAAUCUGUAUGGUGAUGGCGGCUCAAAAAGGAAGAAAAAUCUCAGCUACUUUAUGUAGGUACUAUUUGCACGGUUGCUAACUGCCCUGGAGCUUUGCCAUUGCACAACUUGACAUGCAAGUACCAGUCGGGUUUUUGUCUGCUCCCUCAGAUGCCCCCGUGUAACUAGCUUUUGCUGACCUAGUCAUUUUGGUUGAUCUGAGUAGAGGUUGACAUCAUAUGGUUUUGAUGUUCUUGUGCCGACCUACAGGCCUUGUGAAAGAAAGAAAGAAAAAUGAUAUAGGGAUGUUGCCUUGCUACCUCAAGUUGUAUGUAGUUUGCUGUGGCCAGGUGAAAUUUUGAUCUGUACAGUACAAGCUUUAUGU